AUGUCCACGGGCUCUGCUGCGAGUGAUGCUGAAGACUACGAAAUAAGUCACAGGCGGACUGCUUCAACUCUGGAGAGGACAAAACGGAAGACCACCUGCUAUAAUCCCAGCCGGUUCUCUGAUGAGGAUUUGGAGGAUGACGCCGUGGAGGGUAGGACGAAGCAUCGUGAACGCAAACUCUCCAAAGCGCACCACCAGAGGGACGCGCGCCAGACGCAGAGAAACGCUGCCAAUGCCAGGGAGAGGGCGCGCAUGAGAGUGCUGAGCAAAGCGUUCUCCAGACUGAAAACCAGCCUACCAUGGGUGCCUGCGGACACCAAGCUGUCCAAACUGGACACACUGAGACUCGCCUCGAGCUAUAUCUCCCACCUGAGACAGCUGCUGCAAGAGGAGCGCUUUGAGAACAGAUUUGCGCACCCGGUCAACCUGGUAAGAAUAUGAGGAUUUGGAAAAACAAGAAAGAAAGAUUUAAAACUACAUAACUUAGCAUAGCACAUAUAUCAAAAUAAGUUCAGAAUUACAGGAAAUCGUUUUAUGUCUCAUUUCCAAAGUGAUCUAGUUUUGUGUUUGAAAUGUUUUGUCACUAUUUAAUCUGAUUUCCUCUGCCCAAACAGACCUGGCCUUUUAUGAUGACAGGACGCCCAGAGGACGGCCAAGACAUCUCAUCCUCUGUGAGACUGUGUGGAGCUACAGCAUAA
Xyrichtys novacula (pearly razorfish) is the source of this 698-nucleotide messenger RNA. The record is from the annotation of a GenBank genome assembly. NCBI's taxonomy places the organism in Eukaryota, Metazoa, Chordata, Actinopteri, Labriformes, Labridae.